Molecule: messenger RNA, 995 nt
Organism: Strongylocentrotus purpuratus (purple sea urchin)
Lineage: Eukaryota; Metazoa; Echinodermata; Echinoidea; Camarodonta; Strongylocentrotidae
Product: EF-hand calcium-binding domain-containing protein 10-like
Exons: 4
Coding region: 129-536 (135 amino acids)
Molecular function (GO): calcium ion binding
Source: RefSeq, a predicted model, not a curated record
AUAGCGCCAUCUGUUGAAGUAGGGUACAGUUCUUGACAACGGAGACAACAAACUAUUCCAAUUAAAUUAUAUUUUGUUCGUCUGUCAGCGUCUUAUUAGUAAUAGAAAUUCUUCAUUAAGAGAUCAAGAUGACGACACCAAGAGAGACUGAAACGAAUGAGUAUCUUGAUACACACAGGAUACCUGAGUUGUUUCAUAAUAUCACCAGCCAGCUUGUAUUUCACAGACCGGAGAAUCCAAAGACGUUUAUGAUCGACUACAUCUCCAAGCUGAAAGAAGGUCGUACAACCCAAAUGAAUUAUCCCUGCCUGUUUGAUGAUACAAACAUUGACUCUGUAUUUGGCAUGCUAGACCCCACCAAGAAAGGUCAUAUUACACUUGAGCAGUAUAGAGAAGCAAUGCAAACCAUGGGCUGUCAGAACUUUGAUGAAAAGCCCACUGGGGUAGACCGCGGGCGUGUCACAGCAGACAUCUUUGCAAGAGAAGUGAAAGCUGGUUUAAAGAAGGCAUCAGGAACCUUUGAGCCGCUGAUCUAAAACUACUCCUGACUUGUAGCUCAUUGAUCCCAACCAUGGAGGUCAAUUGACUCUCCAUCCAUGGAUGUCCGAGUCCUUCCUGUGAUCCUGCUGGCAGGCUUGAACAUUAUUCUUCAUUUAAAACUUUCAACUUUAUUGAUGAUUAUAAAAGCAUGCUUAUCCACAUAACUGGCAUUCUUUACUGGACUGUUGGAUACUUGAAAUGGGCACCCCCAAAAAAUGCUUGGUUGGAAUGAGACUUCUAUAGUUCUUAAACCCCUUCAAAUUACCUUUCGAGAAUGCUGUGUAGAUAUCAUUCAACAGAGGUAGACCUUUUGUUUGUUUUCAAUGAAUUAAUGGCAAUGAUUCGGUAAAGACAUUCUUUAUUUCUUAAUUGGUACAUGACUCAUUUUUCUCUUCUUUUUUUCUUUCUUUCACCUUUAACAUAGAUUGGAUUCCUAAAAUAUCCACACACAAAAA